AUGGAGAAAAAUCCAGCCAAAACCAGCACAGGAUCAGAAGGUUUCUAUAUUGUUUCUUCUGAGAAUGUUCCUGAGGGUGCUGAGCCUGAAAUAAUUUCAACCAUCAAGAAGACAUUUAACUUUGGUCAAAGUGAAGCAGUUCAUUUGUUUCAGACACUAAUGGAAUGCAUGAAAAAAAAAGAACUCAUCACAGUUUUUCAUAUUGGGUCAGAUGAAAAUCAGGACAUUGAUGUUGCAAUACUUACAGCAUUGUUAAAAGGCACGAAUGCAUCUGCAUUUGACCAGCUUGUUCUUACACUUGCAUGGGAUAGAGUUGACAUAGCCAAAAAUCAUGUUUUUGUUUAUGGGCAACAAUGGCUGGUUGGCUCUCUGGAACAGGCUAUGUUAGAUGCCCUUGUGAUGGAUAGAGUGUCAUUUGUGAAACUUCUGAUUGAAAAUGGAGUCAGCAUGCACAAAUUUCUUACAAUUCCCAGGCUAGAAGAACUUUAUAACACAUAUUCCUAGGGAAAUCUUCCUCCAGGAUAUAAAAUCAACCUGAUUGAUGUGGGGCUGGUUAUUGAAUAUCUGAUGGGAGGAACCUAUAGAUGCACCUAUACAAGAAAACGCUUUAGAGCUGUAUACAAUAGUCUCAGCGGGAACAAUCGGAUUGACACUGGUGCAGAAGAGGGAAAAAAGAAAAGAACCAAAGAUGAAAUAGUAGACAUAGAUGAUCCUGAAACAAGACGUUUUGCUUAUCCUCUGAACGAGCUGUUACUGUGGGCGGUGCUAAUGAAGAGGCAGAAGAUGGCCCUCUUCUUCUGGCAGCAUGGGGAGGAGUCCAUGGCAAAAGCUUUAGUUGCUUGCAAAGUGUAUCGCUCAAUGGCCUAUGAAGCAAAACAAAGCGACCUUGUGGAUGAUACUUCAGAAGAACUGAAACAAUAUUCCAACGAGUUUGGUCAACUUGCAGUUGAACUGUUAGAACAGUCCUUCCGACAGGAUGAAACUAUGGCAAUGAAAUUAUUAACCUAUGAGCUUAAGAACUGGAGCAACUCAACUUGUCUGAAGCUAGCAGUGUCAUCAAGGCUUCGUCCAUUUGUAGCACAUACUUGUACACAGAUGUUGUUAUCAGAUAUGUGGAUGGGAAGGCUGAACAUGAGGAAGAAUUCAUGGUACAAAGUGAUACUGAGUAUUUUACUCCCUCCUGCUAUACUGCUGCUGGAAUACAAGACCAAGGCUGAAAUGUCACAUAUUCCUCAAUCUCAAGAUGCACAUCAAAUGGCAAUGGAUGACAGUGAAAACAACUUCCAGAAUGCAGCAGAUGAAAUACCUAUGGUAAUGAUAUUGGACAGUACUUUAGAAAAGCAUGAUAUGGAGACUCCAGCAAAACCUAAAAGACUUCCAAUUACACAGAAAUUUUAUGCAUUUUAUCAUGCACCGAUUGUGAAGUUUUGGUUUAAUACGUUGGCAUACUUGGGAUUCCUCAUGCUCUACACGUUUGUGGUUCUUGUAAAAAUGGAAGAAUUACCAUCCAUUCAAGAGUGGAUUGUUAUUGCUUACAUUUUCACAUCAGCAAUUGAGAAAAUUCGUGAGAUUUUUAUGUCAGAGGCUGGGAAGAUUAAUCAGAAGAUUAAAGUGUGGUUCAGUGAUUACUUCAACAUCAGUGACACAGUUGCCAUUGUCACUUUCUUCAUUGGGUUUGCAUUAAGAUUUGGAGCGAAGGGAAAUUUUGGUGAAAACACUUACAGAGAAAAUUAUGUCUUUGUUGCUGGAAGAAUAACAUACUGUCUUAAUAUAAUUUUUUGGUAUGUGAGAUUACUGGAUUUUCUAGCUGUAAAUCAACAGGCUGGCCCUUACGUUAUGAUGAUUGGGAAAAUGGUGGCUAACAUGUUUUACAUUGUGGUGAUUAUGGCACUUGUGCUACUUAGUUUUGGUGUUCCCAGGAAGGCAAUUCUGUAUCCUGAUGAAGCACCCUCUUGGACUCUUGCUAGAGAUAUUGUGUUUCAUCCAUACUGGAUGAUUUUUGGUGAAGUGUAUGCCUAUGAAAUUGAUGUAUGUGCAAAUAAUUCUGAUGAAAAAGUUGCUCAUCUCUGUGGCCCAGGAACAUGGCUGACCCCGUUUCUUCAAGCUGUCUACCUCUUUGUACAGUACAUAAUUAUGGUUAAUCUCCUUAUUGCAUUUUUCAACAACGUGUAUUUACAAGUCAAGGCAAUUUCAAACAUUGUGUGGAAGUAUCAACGCUAUCAUUUCAUUAUGGCCUACCAUGAAAAACCUGUUCUGCCUCCACCACUCAUUAUUCUUAGCCACAUGGCUUCCCUGUUCUGCUGUAUAUGUAAAAGAAGAAAGACAGACAAGACUUCAGAUGGGCCAAGUAUGAACAAACUUUUCCUGACAGAAGAAGAUCAAAAGAAACUUCAUGAUUUUGAAGAGCUGUGUGUUGAGAUGUAUUUCAAUGAAAAAGAUGAUAAAUUUCACUCUGGAAGUGAGGAGAGGAUUCGAGUCACAUUUGAACGGGUGGAACAAAUGUGCAUUCAGAUAAAGGAAGUUGGUGAUCGUGUCAACUACAUCAAAAGGUCAUUACAGUCUUUAGAUUCACAGAUUGGCCACCUGCAGGAUCUCUCUGCUCUAACUGUGGACACUCUGAAAACACUGACUGCCCAGAAGGCUUCAGAAGCUAGCAAGGUUCACAACGAAAUCACGCGGGAACUGAGCAUUUCAAAACAUUUAGCACAAAACCUCAUUGAGGACGGCUCUCUAAGAUCUUCUGUGUGGAAAAAGCACAGCAUUGGAAAUGUCUUCGGUUCUUUUCCUCAAGGAGGCCUUGAAAGUAAUAAUGCUUUACUCUGUAACCUUUCUAUACGUGAUGAAAAAGAAGUCCAACAUAAGACAAUUGGUCAGGAGUUAGCUCCAGUUCCCCGAAGAGAAGAAGCAAACUUUCAAGAGGCAGGUUCCUCAGGCAGUGCCUUAUUUUCAAAUGCUGUUUCCCCUCCAGAACUUCGUCAACGAAUACAGGCUGCAGAGAUCUCAAAAUCCAUUAGUAAGAGUAAAAAAUUAGGCAAUUCGUCCAACAGCAUGCCACAUGUAACAUCCCCAACAGCUAAAUUUUUUGUUAGCACUCCAUCUCGGCCCAGUUGCAAAAGUCAGCUGGAUUCUUCAGCAAAGCACGAAGAGACUGUUUUCUCUAAGACUACAGAAGGAGAUAAUAAUGUAGAAUUUGGUGCAUUUGUGGGUAAGUAUAACAAAGUAGAUUCUGAAUGUCCUCAAGUCAUUAUUAGCUGCUCUUAUCCUCUUGCUUCUGGCUCUGCUUGCCUUGCUUUCACCCAACCUUGUGUUGAAAACAGAGGAUACAUUAAUUGUGGUUUUAUUCAUGAUGAGAGUGACACUAAUGAUAACUACAGCUGCAGAGUUGACAAAUAUGAUCACCAGUCCUCUGUCAACUUAAUGAAGAAAAACCCCCAAAUGAAGCUCUCUUUGUCAACUGGCGACUUGACAUCAACAGUCAACUGUAGCGGCUCACGUGGAAAAUUGAAUAUUAAAGAUGAACUUUCCAAAAGUCAUCAUGUCCAUGCAAUGGAACUACAAAACCAAGAUUUAUGUUCUAACAUCCUUAUGGGACUACUUCAUAAACUGUGGACCAAAUCUAAGCCACAAGUGCAAGCAGGCAGACAGAACUUAGAUGCUUUGCACACCUUUGUGUGCAAACCAAAGCACACCUUUGCUAUGGUGAUGCAGACUAUUGGCAUGGUCAGGACGUUGGAAGCUGCCUUUGAUUUUGAAUACUCUUUUUGA
Molecule: messenger RNA, 3765 nt
Organism: Merops nubicus (carmine bee-eater)
Lineage: Eukaryota; Metazoa; Chordata; Aves; Coraciiformes; Meropidae
Gene: TRPM7
Product: transient receptor potential cation channel, subfamily M, member 7
Exons: 18
Biological process (GO): protein tetramerization; monoatomic cation homeostasis; monoatomic cation transmembrane transport
Cellular component (GO): membrane
Molecular function (GO): calcium channel activity
Source: RefSeq, a predicted model, not a curated record